AUGGAAUUCGGAAAUGUGAAACCAUGGAAAGCUCUGUCCGUCUCGACGGAACUUGUGUUGAUCCAAGUAGCCGGAUUCUUACGUCGCGAGCUGCCCAUCCGACUCGCUCAUCGUAUCCGCGAUCUGGAAGGCAUACCACUACUCAAGGACAUGGCCAGUAUCCAGUUGGUAAGGGACUUGUACGUGAAGAGUUUUCUUGAAUUGCUCAGCUUCGACAAAUUGAUACAAUCAGCCGAACAGGAAGAAGGGUUCGCUGCCUUGAUUGAAAAUAUCUACGAUCGGCAUUCCAAAGUUCUGGUUCAAAUGGCCCAAGGUGCGUACGAGUUCCGCAGCGCUGUUCGCCAAGAGAAGGGGGCGGACGGGUUUGAAUUACAGGAAGAAACGCACCGCUUCUUGGAUCGUUUUUAUUUGGAUCGCAUCGGUAUUCGGGUGUUGAUUGGCCAGUAUCUGGCCUUGCGGCAACCGCCGGUGGAAAACUACGUCGGUAUCAUAUGCUCCCAUACUUCGCCUUACGAAAUUGUCAAGCGUGCCAUUGAUGAUGCGGCUUUUAUGUGCACACGCAAAUAUGGUGACGCUCCGGAAGUCAUUAUGAGUGGAAGACUAGAUUUGACCUUUCCUUAUGUACCAACUCAUUUGCACUAUAUCAUGUUGGAAUUGAUUAAAAACAGUAUGCGUGCCACUGUGGAAUGGCAUGGUAUUGAUUCGCCGGAAUUUCCGCCUAUCAAGGUAAUUAUUGCCGAUGGUGCCGACAACGAGGACGUAGUGAUCAAGGUUAGUGACGAAGGUGGCGGAAUUCCCCGAUCCAAUAUGGGGAAGAUUUGGUCCUAUCUUUUCACGACCGCGGAUCCAGCCAUUCAAGCGGGUAUGGUCGGAACCGCUGGUGCCAAAGGACAGGGCCAAGAUCACGGAAUUGACUCCCCUUUGGCUGGGCUGGGCUACGGGUUGCCGAUUUCGAGAUCGUACUGUCGAUACUUUGGUGGCGAUUUAAGCAUCAUGUCAAUGGAAGGAUUCGGGACCGACGCUUUCGUGUACUUGACGCGAUUGGGCAAUACAAGUGAACCCGUGCCAAUUUAGACAAGAAAUAUACAGUCAGCAUUGCAAUUUCAUCGGGAGAGAAAGUGGCUGAAGUAACAGCUGUCAUAGAGUCAGCUCGUUUUGCUUUCGCCUAUGUUUCUAGCAAAAAGAACGCACAAAAACAAUUUACGUUCCAGCGAGAAUUCUUUUACUUUGCUGUAAAAAGUAAAAAGAACUUUUGUGCUUGGU
Molecule: messenger RNA, 1263 nt
Organism: Phaeodactylum tricornutum CCAP 1055/1
Lineage: Eukaryota; Bacillariophyta; Bacillariophyceae; Surirellales; Neidiaceae
Exons: 3
Coding region: 1-1074 (357 amino acids)
Biological process (GO): protein phosphorylation; regulation of glucose metabolic process
Cellular component (GO): mitochondrion
Molecular function (GO): pyruvate dehydrogenase (acetyl-transferring) kinase activity
Source: RefSeq, a predicted model, not a curated record